This is a messenger RNA of Toxotes jaculatrix (banded archerfish), 2257 nucleotides long. RefSeq names its product amyloid beta (A4) precursor protein-binding, family B, member 1 interacting protein (gene apbb1ip). The coding region runs from base 197 to 2257 and encodes 686 amino acids. Gene Ontology annotation, biological process: signal transduction. The transcript is spliced from 14 exons. Gene Ontology annotation, cellular component: plasma membrane; cytosol. The record is from RefSeq and is a predicted model, not a curated record. NCBI's taxonomy places the organism in Eukaryota, Metazoa, Chordata, Actinopteri, Toxotidae.
GCAUUAUGCAGGAAGAAGUCAACAGUCAGUAUGCCAGAUGCACUCCUCAUCAACACACCCAUAUCCGUCUGUAUAUGACUAUUUUUGGUUUUGUGUUGAGAUUUAUUAGAGAAUAAUAUUUUUACGUGGAACUGAUGUCCAUGAAGCUGUUAUCUCGAAAGUAACUGGUGGAACACGGAUUAAAACAUUCGAAAAGAUGGACGACAUUGACGCCAUGUUCAGCGACCUGCUGGGGGAGAUGGACCUCCUCACUCAGAGUCUCGAACAGGAAACGGAACCUCCCCACUCUCUCCCCACCACCAACACAGAAGUCAACUUCUCCAUCGGCUUCACUGACCUGAAUGAGUCUCUCCAUGAACUGGAGGACAAUGAUUUGGAUGCGCUCAUGGCUGAUUUGGUGGCUGACCUCAAUGCAACUGAAGAGAAAAUUGCUGCAGAGAUAGAAGGUCUGAAGGUGCCGCCACAGCCCUCGUCAGGCCUGCCGCCACCACCACCCACAGGCCUCAGCACCCACCCUGCCUCUAUGUACGCUUCACCAGUAUCCCCGGCGAGCAGCACAAGCAGCAAUGUUAGCACCCCAGCCUCUUCUGCUGCUUCCCCUUUACCACCUCCGCCUCCUCAGUCUACAAAGCCUUCAAAGGAGGAACUUGAGGCUCAGAUGAAAGCAGACAAAAUCAAGCUUGCUCUUGAGAAGCUCAAGGAAGCUAAAGUGAAAAAGUUGGUGGUGAAGGUGCUCAUGAAUGACGGCAGCUCCAAAACUCUGAUGGUCGACGAGAGGCAGACCGUCAGGGACGUUUUGGACAACCUGUUUGAAAAGACUCACUGUGACUGCAAUGUGGACUGGAGCUUGUGUGAGACCAACCCCGAACUGCAACUUGAACGGGCAUUUGAAGACCACGAGAACCUUGUGGAGCCACUCUCAGCGUGGACGAGGGACAGCGAGAACAAAGUCCUCUUUAAAGAAUGCAAAGAAAAAUAUGAGGUUUUUAAAAACCCACAGAACUUUUAUCUGUGGAAAAAGGAUAAGAGAGCUCUCAAAGAUAUAAAAGACAAGGACAAGGAGAUAUUGAUACAGGAGAACUUCUGCGGGACUUCCAUCAUUGUGCCCGAUCUCGAGGGGGUGCUGCACCUCAAAGAAGACGGCAAGAAGUCCUGGAAGCAGCGGCUCUUCCAGCUGAGGGCCUCGGGAAUUUAUUACGUGCCCAAAGGGAAGACCAAGUCGUCCCGUGACCUCGUCUGUUUUCUCCAGUUCGACAACGUAAAUGUCUACUAUGGCAAAGACUUUAAGAACAAAUACAAGGCCCCAACUGACUUCUGCUUUGUUCUGAAGCAUCCUCAGAUCCAGAAGGAGUCUCAGUACAUCAAGUACCUGUGCUGUGAUGACGCUUGGGCCAUGAAUCUUUGGGUGACUGGAAUACGGAUUGCAAAGUACGGUGCGUCAUUGCAUGAAAACUAUAAAACUGCUGAGAAGAAGGCAGCUGUCAACUCUGUGUGGACGAACCGCAGCACUCCAUCAAGCUCCAACCAGUCAACGCCCUCACCCACCAUCAAAGCCAAAUCACCGAGCCAAGCUAACGGUCAUGCUCCCAAGCCCCAACCAGAGCCUGUAUCUAAGGACUUUGGAAAUGUUCCGCCUCCACCUCCACCCCCAUCUUCAACUGAGAUCCUUCCACCACCACCUCCUGACCCAUUGUUACCUCCCCCACCACCUCCUUUGGCUGCCAAGAAUUCCUCAAAACCUGCUGCCGCCCACCAUCACCUGCCAACCAAAUUUCCUCCACCUCCACCUGCAAUGGACUACCUCCCUCCUCCACCCCCACCUCCACCCACUGAUGACCUCUCAGAGGCCCCACCAGACUUCCUUCCACCUCCUCCUCCAGCCACAGGCUUUGGUUCACUGCCACCUCCUCCACCAUCGCUGAACUCUCUACCACCACCGCCUCCUCCUUCUUUCAGGGAUAUGGACAUGUCUCUGCCUCCUCCGCCACCAGAUCCAGGGUUUCUACCACCUCCUCCACCUCAGCCAAUGUUCACAGGGGCUGGAGCACCCCCUCCACCUCCACCGCCUCCUCCACCUGCAGCUGUGGCUGCCCCAAGUGCCCCAAGGCCGGUGGUGCGGCCCUCUGGAUCAGUGAAGAAGAUGCCUCCUGCUCCGCCAAAGAGGACUACACCAUCACUGCAAGGAGGAGGUGGAGGAGGUGGAGACUUCAUGUCAGAACUGAUGAUGGCCAUGCAGAAAAAACGUAGUGAUCAUUAG